AUGGUGCUUGAUAAUUGUACAUCAUGCCACGCAACUAUUCUAGAAAAACUGGUGGUGCACUUUCAGUUGCAUGUAAAAGCGAGUCUUGAUGACAAAGUGCUUUUAAUAGCUGAUGGACAUAUCAGUCAUAAAGGUAUUGAAAGCUUAACAUUCGCAAAAGAGCAUGGAAUCAUUAUGGUGUGCUUGCCACCUCACUGCACGCACCGCAUGCAACCAUUAGAUGUAUCUUUCUAUGGUCCAUUGAAGACUUAUUUUAAUCAAGAAGUGAGCACUUGGUUAAAGAGCCAUCCGGGUAGAGUUGUUACUCACUUUCAAAUAGGCGCAAUACUCAACAAAGCUUAUGGCAAAGCAGCAACGGUUCAAACUGCCGUCAAUGGAUUUCAAAAAACUGGUCUCUGGCCUGUUGAUCCAUACAUAUUUCCAGAUUAUUUGUUUGAGCCUGCUGAGACGACAAACAUUCCCAUGCAACAAGAUCGGGUAGACCCCGAAUAA
Messenger RNA from Parnassius apollo (apollo), 492 nucleotides. NCBI's taxonomy places the organism in Eukaryota, Metazoa, Arthropoda, Insecta, Lepidoptera, Papilionidae. The record is from the annotation of a GenBank genome assembly.